Molecule: messenger RNA, 1299 nt
Organism: Maudiozyma barnettii
Lineage: Eukaryota; Fungi; Ascomycota; Saccharomycetes; Saccharomycetales; Saccharomycetaceae
Gene: ZRC1
Product: Zn(2+) transporter ZRC1
Exons: 1
Coding region: 1-1299 (432 amino acids)
Biological process (GO): zinc ion transmembrane transport; intracellular zinc ion homeostasis
Cellular component (GO): fungal-type vacuole membrane
Molecular function (GO): zinc ion transmembrane transporter activity
Source: RefSeq, a predicted model, not a curated record
AUGAUGAAAGGUAAAGAAAUUAGAAUUAUGUCUUUGCUAGUGCUAGACAGUAUAUUCUUUAUUUUAGAAUUAACGAUUGGUUACAUGUCUCAUUCAUUAGCUCUGAUUGCAGAUUCCUUCCAUAUGCUAAAUGAUAUUAUCUCAUUACUAGUGGCUCUUUGGGCCGUGAAGGUCGCCAAAGAACGUGAUCCUGACUCCAAGUAUACCUAUGGUUGGAAAAGAGCGGAGAUCCUUGGUGCACUAAUCAACGCUGUCUUCUUAAUCGCAUUAUGUUUUUCCAUUUUGAUCGAGAGUAUCCAAAGAUUGAUUCAACCACAAGUAGUGGAGAACCCUAAAUUGGUCAUGUCUGUUGGUUUUGCUGGUCUAGUGUCAAAUAUUCUGGGAUUAUUCUUAUUCCACGAACAUGACCAUGAUCAUGGUGUUCACGACGAAGAAGCUGGAAACGGUAUUGGCUCAAGUCAUCAACAUAUGAUUACAAACACUAGUCGCGAUGCCGAAGAGAGUGAUGAUCAUACUCAUUCUCACUCUGUAGAAUCCACCCCUAAUGAUGUUCUAACUAAUACCACUGUUGAUAUACUAAGAAGUGGUAAUGACGAUGUUAACGAGAGUAAUAACAAUGAAGAUACACCAUUGGUAAAGAAGACCACUUUGAUUAAACGUAAGAAGAAAAGUGCUAAGAAACCAAAAAAAUCAACUAAAUCAUUAAAUAUGCGUGGUGUGUUCUUACAUGUCAUGGGUGAUGCAUUAGGUAAUAUCGGUGUGAUAUCAGCUGCUUGGUUCAUUUGGAAGACAGAUUAUUCGUGGAGAUAUUACAGUGAUCCAUUGGUCUCUCUAUUCAUCACGCUAAUCAUCUUCUCCUCUGCACUGCCAUUAUCUCGUAAAGCCUCUAAGAUUCUUUUACAAGCUACUCCAUCGAGUAUAUCUGCAGAUGAGAUCCGUGAUGAGAUUUUAGAGAUCCCAGGUAUCUUAGCUGUCCAUGAUUUCCAUAUCUGGAACUUGACGGAGGCUACUACGAUUGCAUCCAUACAUGUCAAGCUAGAUAUCAGUCCCGAAGAGUUUGUUUCGACAGCUAAAUUGAUUAGACAUAUAUUCCAUAACCACGGUGUCCACUCAGCUACUGUUCAACCGGAAUUCUCUUCAGAUCAAGUCUCUGCCCAAGAUCGUAGGAGAUUCUCCAUCAUUGCAGGAGGUGUAGAUGAUAAUAGUCCUACACCAUGCACUGCAUAUGGUUCUACCACUAGGGACACCGAUUGUUUGGUGGACAAUGCAGCCAAUUGUUACUCUGACAGAUGCAAAUAG